UAUUAAUUUGUGCGCCGAUGCCAAUGCAAUACAGUUAAGCAGAGUUGAAUGUGACACUAACUUUCACGCUUUCACCCACUCCCUCUUCUUCUUCUUCUUCUUCUACUUCUACAAUGCUCAAGUUCCUCAACCGCAAACUCCGCCGCCUCUGUUCCCGUCUCCGAUGGCCCCGUCGCCGGAGAAUCAGACCUAGGGUACUCGUCAUCAAGAAGUUUGGAAAAACCACCUCCUACGAAACCAACUCUCAUCCCGAAAAAACCAUCGACUCCUUCGUCAAUGCUUCCUCGCCCUCAGCUGUUCAUCCCAAUUCUCAAUUCUACCUUCUCAAUACACAGAGACCCAUACGAAUUGCAACGUUCAAUGCCGCCUCCUUCUCCAUGGCACCUGCCGUUCCUGAAAAAUCCAAUUCCUCUGCUAAAUUCCGCCGGAGUUUGGAUUCAAAUUCACGGACAAAAUCCGUAAACGAUCGUCCCAAAAGCAUUUUGAAACAAUCUCCAUUGCAUACCAAUUCCAUUAAUAGUGGAGUCGCUAAAACCAAGCCCCGGGUUUCCAUCAACCUGCCUGAUAACGAAAUAUCUUUACUUAGAAAUCGACAAGCGAGCGAGUAUGAAAUGGAGGAGAAUCUUUCUUCUUCAGGUAAUGAUAGGAGGGGGAUGGGGAUAGCUAAGAGUGGAACUCCUUUGAGAUGGACUGUAAGCAUGCCAUCGGAACGGGGGAGUUACCGAUGCAGUCGGACGGUUGUGGAGGUUCUUAGAGAUUUGGAUGCUGAUAUAUUGGCGUUGCAAGAUGUGAAGGCGGAGGAAGAGAAACAGAUGAGACCGCUUUCGGAUUUGGCGGAGGCUUUGGGAAUGAAGUACGUUUUUGCAGAGAGUUGGGCGCCGGAGUACGGAAACGCCGUCUUGUCGAGGUGGCCGAUCAAACGGUGGAAAGUUGAGAAGAUCUUUGACGACACCGAUUUCAGGAAUGUUUUAAAAGCAACCAUUGAUGUGGAAGAAGUAGGAGAGGUAAAUGUUCAGUGUACCCAUUUGGAUCAUCUAGAUGAGAAUUGGAGGAUGAAACAGAUAAAGUCCAUAAUCCGAUCAAACAACAAUGAACCGCAUAUCUUAUUAGGAGGCCUCAAUUCUCUGGAUCCCACAGACUAUUCUCAACAAAGAUGGACGGAUAUUGUGAAGUAUUACGAAGAGAUAGGAAAGCCGACUCCAGAAGCUAAAGUCACCAAGUUUCUAAAAAGCAAUAUGCAAUAUAGGGAUGCAAAAGAGUAUGGAGGAGAAUGCGAAUCGGUGGUGAUGAUCGCCAAAGGACAAAGUGUUCAAGGGACGUGUAAGUACGGGACUCGGGUGGACUACAUAUUGGCCUCUCCCGAUGCAAAUUAUGAGUUUGUACAAGGAUCCUACUCCGUUAUUUCUUCCAAAGGAACCUCUGAUCAUCACAUUGUCAAGGUUGAUUUCCUCAAACUACCUCAUCGGCCUCCACAGCCUCGGCCUCAGCCUCAAACUCAACUCCAUUCACAUUCCCUUUCCCCUUGGAAGAAGAGAUGGACAUGAAGUAACAAUCGAUAUUCCCACCACUCCUUUUUCUUCUUUCAUUUCUUCAACUUUUGUACUUAUAUUUACAGCCAUUUAGGAAUCAAACCAAUUCCUCCCGUGUCAUCUGUUACCAAAAUAUAAGCUCCAUUAUGAUUACGGGGGGAUGAAAUAACAACAAACAAAUUACGAUCA
Molecule: messenger RNA, 1718 nt
Organism: Cucumis melo (muskmelon)
Lineage: Eukaryota; Viridiplantae; Streptophyta; Magnoliopsida; Cucurbitales; Cucurbitaceae
Exons: 4
Coding region: 114-1544 (476 amino acids)
Biological process (GO): GPI anchor biosynthetic process
Cellular component (GO): endoplasmic reticulum
Molecular function (GO): catalytic activity
Source: RefSeq, a predicted model, not a curated record